Molecule: messenger RNA, 528 nt
Organism: Letharia lupina
Lineage: Eukaryota; Fungi; Ascomycota; Lecanoromycetes; Lecanorales; Parmeliaceae
Exons: 2
Coding region: 1-528 (175 amino acids)
Source: RefSeq, a predicted model, not a curated record
AUGGCGGCAGCAAUACAUGGGGCUACCCAAGUGGUAUAUCGACUAGAUGUCCAUCCGAAAAAGAAGAGACCUGUGGAGAUUUACGAGUCAGCAUUUCUUCAAAGCAAACUCAUAAGGAUACAGACGACUCCGAGGUGCUUCAAGAGUCUUCUGCUACCGAAACAGGUGCAACCCGAAACACGAUCCGAAAUAGGAAGAACAGGCUCCGAAACGUACAUACCACCCGCAAAGAAGAUGGAUCGGAACAUCAUCGGAGCUCUCGUCGAGUGUAAGACCAUCCAGGGUGAGAAUAGCCAGCAUGAAGAUACCAGUGAGGGACUCUGUCCAGCGCCAACGAAGAUAGCUCUGGAAACAGCGCCACCAACGAUAGGUCCUACAAUUGGGCCUCCCACCACCGCGAAUGCAUACCCGACUAUAGCUGUUCCACGCUGCGUUGGAUCCCAGAUGUCCCCUAGCACGCCACCUGUGUUUGUUACGGGCGCCGAUCCGAAAAGGCCUGCAAAGAAUCGAGUGAUGAUGAUGGUCUGA